GAGGAGGAGGAGGAGGAGGAGGAUGAGAUACGUUUAGUCUUGGCUUUAGCAGCCAUUAGCAUUAGCAUUACGCAGCUAGGCGGAGGCGCAACAAGCUACUUGGACGUUAAAAUAAGCCUUCUUUUUCAUUUGGGAAUAGCCAUAUUCAGUGUUCUUUUUUUCAUGGACUAACAUUAAAACUUAAUAGGGACUAGACAAUUUGGUGAUGGAGUGGGCAGGUUUACAGUCUGCACUGUUUGUGUGGAAAUGUUUUUAACAGAAGCGAUUGGGGAGGACUCAAGAGCCCAGCACCAGAGAAGCCUCUUAGACAUACUCUCAGCCUACUUUAAAGGAUAAACAUAAAUGCGCUCACACCACUGCUGUGCAGUGAAAGAUCACUCAAAGAAAGGACACGUGGGCACAUAGCACAAGCUCUAGGCAAGGAUACAGAGAUCUGCACCAACUCUGUUGGUGCUUAAACGUCCAAGUUUCUUUUUCCUUCUCAUCUGUUUCAUUUUCACUACUGCCACCAUGCCAAGCACAAUUCGCCGGCAGAUGAAAAACAUGGUCAACAACUACUCUGACGCAGAGAAGAAAGUCAGAGAGGCCACCUCUAAUGACCCCUGGGGCCCGUCCUCCUCCCUCAUGUCAGAGGUGGCAGACCUGACCUACAAUGUGGUGGCCUUCAGCGAAAUCAUGAACAUGAUCUGGAAGCGUCUCAACGAUCACGGCAAGAACUGGCGUCACGUCUACAAAGCGCUCACCCUGCUUGAUUACCUGAUCAAGACGGGCUCGGAAAGAGUGGCACUCCAGUGCAAAGAGAACAUCUUCGCCAUCCAGACCCUGAAGGACUUCCAGUACGUCGACAGAGAUGGCAAAGACCAGGGCAUCAACGUCCGAGAGAAGAGCAAGCAGUUGGUCGUCCUUCUAAAGGAUGAAGAACGCCUAAAAGCUGAGAGGUCUCAAGCUUUGAAGACCAAAGAGCGCAUGGCCCAGGUGUCUACAGGGAGCAGUCAGAUGGGAUUUGGCCGAGGCUCAUCCCAGCCCAACCUCUCCACGUCCUACAGUGAAGAGUACGGCAGAUCAGAGGGCUCGCCUGCCUCUUACCAUGGCUCCACAUCUCCAAAUGCCGGUUCAGAACUGGAGCAGGCCCGACCCCAGACCAGCGGGGAAGAGGAGCUGCAGCUCCAGCUGGCUCUGGCCAUGAGCCGGGAGGCUGCAGAGCAGGAGGAGCGCAUACGUCGAGGGGAUGACCUGAGGCUACAGAUGGCUCUGGAGGAGAGUAAAAAAGAAGGACCGGGUUCCGCCAAGCUCGCCAAGAAAAAGAAAGAGCCUCAGUCAGCUUUGAUGGAUCUGAUGGACGUCCCUGAGCCCAGAGCCACUUCCGACCCGUGGAGCGCCAGGGCUGGCGCAGGAGGGGGUUCAGCUGACCCCUGGCAUGCUCAUGGGUCUGCGCCCAAACCAGCAACCUCAGUGGACCCAUGGGGGGCUUCUGCUUCGGUCCCACCCAUGAAGAGCAGUGAUCCCUGGGCAGGGAACUCGGCUCCUGCCUCUGACCCUUGGGGUUCUGCAGUGACUCGUCCCAAGAUGACCAACGCAGGUAGCUUUGACCUGUUCAGUACAUCCAAUGGUACAUCCAAAGAAGACUUCUCAGAGUUUGACAGCCUGCGCUCUUCUUCCUCUGUCCCCACUGGUGAUGGGGGUGUAGCAUCCUCUGUCCCCUCUCAGGUCAGCAUAGCUAGCAGCAGCAGCCUGGACCUCUUUGACCCGCUGCCCCCCUCCACCUCUGUCACCACAAAUCCAACCAGGAAGACUCCAGAGUCCUUCCUGGGACCCAACGCUGCCCUAGUCAAUCUGGACUCUUUGGUGACCAAACCAGCCCAGCCGGCGCCGGUUGUAAACCCGUUCCUGGCUUCCACAGAUGUUUCUGCUCCAUCUGGGACGCCCCACGCCAACCCCUUCCAAGUGGGCCAGCCAGCACCCCCUACCCUCAACCAGAUGCGUGUCAGCCCAAUGCCUUCCGGCUUUGUUGGCCUGGCGGACCCCAUGGCCCUCUCAUCCAUGCCCGCUCAGCCCAUCGCCAUGGUGCCCCUGCCGGGAAUGGCCCCCGCAGGGCACGUGAUGCCCGGGAUGGGGGUCGGGGCCAUCGGCGGCUUGGGAGCGACCGCGGGGAUUCCAGCUUCAAUGUCCAUGCCACAGCCGCUGAUGAGCAUGCCUCCCCAGGCCGGGGCACAGCCCGCCGGAACCACUAACCCUUUCCUCUUGUGAAAGGAGGCGCAGUGAAGCCGGCGCUCUUUGAUCUUCAAGAAACUUGGACACACACAAAGAGAUUUCUUAUUCCAUUUAUCCACUUAUAACACACUCCUAACCAGGUUCCAGACACUGUCCUCCCGCAGUACCUUCCUAUGCUACAAGCUGCCGGUCCUGUGUGAGACCUGAAGAUGGCGCUGACCCCACACAUGGAGGCAGGAUGGGACAUGGAUCACAGGUGUACUGUCAUCCAUUCAAGUUUAUUCCUCUUCUCCUCCGUGGAGGUGGGAGGAACAUCUAACUAUACUAACAUCUGUCUCCUCUCUCCACACUCAAACUAAUCUUUUAUAAGCCCGUUAGCUGGUGUGUGUGUGGGUUGUGCGUGCACACCUCCAUGCUUUUUACAUUGUUUAUUCCAGCGAAUCCACCUACGGGAUCCAGGACUCCAGAAUUCUGUGUGAACGCGCGUCUGACAAACAGGAAUUUUUGCACAAUUUUUGCUUUUACUUUUCUACCCCCACCCCACCCCCCCGUGACUGUUGAGCUCACCGUUACACCUUAGCUUAAGAGGACGGCGGCGGCGGCCCUGCCCAGUGUUACAGUCAUCACCUUCCUACUGACGGCUCACAUCAACUCUGGGAUCAAGACUCAUCAUUCCUUUGUGUGUUUGGUCUGUCAGACCUGCUCCAAUCCUAACAACCGUACGCUCGCUAGCACGUUUUCCACCGUCUGCCACAUGUUCUAAAGGAAACCACAGUAUUCCUGUUUCCUGGAAAAAAGAGGAACUGUCGUAGCAAGGCAUUGUGGAAUCAUUUGUUUUACAUGUGUCUGUAGGGUUAAAGGGAUUACGGAGGGUUUAAAUGUGUGUGUGUGUGUGUGUGUGUAUUUAGCUUCCAAGUGUACUUUCAAACCAGACUUCUUUUUUUUUAAUUAAGUUAAAAAAAAAGUUAAAGUGCAGCUGGAAAGGAGCAAAUUUAGUGAUAAGCAGCCUUAAAAUAUUUGUGUUUGUGUGUACUUGUGUGUGUGUGUGUGUGUGUGUGUGUGUGUGUAGGCACCACUAAAGUGACUUGGUUGGAGUCCAGGGGUUUUUAAGGGCAUGUCAGGAAGGAGUUUACCUGGUAAAGGAUUUGCUUUAGCAACAUACACAUAUACACACUCUUACAAACCAACACAGAAAAGUACCCAAACACACACACAUAUACAAAGAAACACAAAUGCUCAUACUCACUAACAGGGCUCUUCCAUGAUCUUUUUAUUGCUAGUACAGAGGAUCCCACAGUAAAUACAAACUGUUUUUAUUUUGUUGGAUGUACAUUUAUAGUUUUUUUUUUUUUUAGCUGUGCAAAGCCGUUUGUCGUCGUGUCUACUUUGUGUACUUUUGUUUCACUGUAUGGGUAGGCCGUGUAACACUCCUCUCUUAGAAGCACAACUAUUUACCAAAGUGGAAGCAACUGUGAUUUCUGGGGGUGCAGUGUGUAGAAAACACUACGACUAGGACCACAUAUCACUGACACUCGUUUGUUUUGUAUUUAAUACGUCAAAGCGCCAGAAUUCCUUACACUUUCAACCGGUAGGUGCAGCGUCUCCACCUCUGAUGGUAUUGGAGGAAAAAGAGGGAUCUGCACCUGCUGUGUUCUGAGUCAGCUCUGUCUUCAGUUGGACUUGCCAGCAUUUACAGUGGGAGCUUUCUCUCGGAGUGGUUUGGCGCCCCCUCGUGGUUACCUAUGCUAUUACAUAUAUAUUAGGCUUAAAAUGAGGGAUCGCUAAAGCUGCGUUUGAUAUUUACUCUGCAGCGAAUGUUUUUUUCACUCUGACAAAAAAGAUGCAAAUAUUUGAGUAAGAAAAAAAAACAAAGAAGCUCAAUGCUACGUUUGUCUUUUCAAAAUAAGAUUUACUAAAAAAAUGUUUCUGGAACAAACACCAAGGAAGCCACUUUCCUACAGAGUAACACUUUAAAACAAUAUUUUUUCCAGUCUGAACAGAUAAAACAUCAUUGCAUUUGUUUAGGCAAUGACAAAUGAUAGAAAAUAAAGGCGAAAUGUAGUGAGCUCUUGUGUUUCUGCUUCUAUAAAGAGGACCGACUGACCUUACAGGCUGUAUUUCUAUACAUAUUCAGACUCUUGGUUUUUCUCUUUCAUGUGCGUCCAGUUACUUUCUCAUAGCACUGGGUGCAGGCUGCUUCUUUUUUUAAAAAUGUUUAUUGGAUUUAUACUCCCCCCCCUGUUGGCAUUAUAACUGUAUGAUAUAAUUUAUCAUUUGUACUAUUGUAACAUACUGUUUUUCUCUAUUCCCUAUCAUUCUGUGUAAUGGGUUUAUUUUGUAGGAAAAGUCGUUGUGGUAUUUUAACGGCAUCUAAACAAACGAGCGCAGCAGGCGGAUGGAGGAGGGCGGGUGUAGCUGCGUCGUUUCAAAAUAAAAGGUUUCACUGCAGCUCCA
Oryzias latipes (Japanese medaka) is the source of this 4665-nucleotide messenger RNA. RefSeq names its product epsin 2 (gene epn2). Gene Ontology annotation, cellular component: endosome; plasma membrane; clathrin vesicle coat. The record is from RefSeq and is a predicted model, not a curated record. NCBI's taxonomy places the organism in Eukaryota, Metazoa, Chordata, Actinopteri, Beloniformes, Adrianichthyidae. Gene Ontology annotation, molecular function: clathrin binding; phospholipid binding. Gene Ontology annotation, biological process: endocytosis.